Cladocopium goreaui is the source of this 948-nucleotide messenger RNA. The record is from the annotation of a GenBank genome assembly. NCBI's taxonomy places the organism in Eukaryota, Dinophyceae, Suessiales, Symbiodiniaceae.
AUGGAGCAAGAAGCACUUCAUACCCCUGGGACAGCCUUUGAGCAGCGCGACUUCAUCGGUCCCAACGACACGCGGCGCGUGAUGCACCUCAUGGCUCUGGGACCCGAGGAGCCUUCGCCCAAGGUGAUGCAAGUCUUACAGGAAGCCUGUGCCGCUUUCUUCUCCCCAUUGAGAGUUGCGGUCAUUAGGAACCGGCCAGAAAAGAAGGACAUCACGCCUCUCCGCUGCGCCUCCCCGGAGGGCAGGCAUGCGGAGCAUCCGGCGCCCCAGCCCUUGGCGAGUGAAGAUGUGCUUAAGCGGCUGGCAGCAGGCCUCCGCUCCGACUCGCUGUUGACCUGCGCCCUGACGUUGUCACCGCUGAGCUCCGACGGCAAGCGGAGCUUUGGCGCCAGCGACUGGUCGCGGCGAGUUGGAGUCUUUAGCUUAGCUUCGAUCCUGGAGGAACCCUUGUGCCCUUUGGUCAUGGAACGGACAGCAAAGUUCCUCCUACAUCAGGUGACGCACAUGUUUGGACUUCUUCAUUGUUGUUAUUUCCGUUGUUUGAUGAACGGUGCUGCGCACCAAGAGGAGGCGGAUGGUCGACCGCCGUAUCUCUGCGGUGUGUGUUUAAAGAAGCUGCAACUGGUCACGUCCAUGGAUCCUUUGAUGCGGUACAUGCACUUGGCUCGCUUCUGGGCAUGGGCUGGAAGUCCUCAAAUCGCCCUGUGGUACGAGACACGCGUGCGCGUGGUGCGAAGCACGUUCUCCACCUCUCAGGUGCACUUGCCUCCAACGCCACGCUUGAGACCGCCCAGUAAGGACAAGCGUAGCACCGGACCGAGCGAGGACACCGUACACAGCGAGGCGGGCUCCACAUCACGUGCGUGGUGGCGGCAGGCCCCGAAGGAGGACGAAGCGAGGAGCGAAGAUGAGAUGCUCCUGAAGGUGAGCCCGGGAAGUUCACCCUGA